Messenger RNA from Porites lobata, 618 nucleotides. Lineage: Eukaryota; Metazoa; Cnidaria; Anthozoa; Scleractinia; Poritidae. The record is from the annotation of a GenBank genome assembly.
AUGGGAUCAAUAGACUCGAAGAAAAAACACAACUUAGCUGUAGACGACACAGACGAGAUACCACCAACCAUUCUCCCGCUAAACAGAGAGGUUCGUGUUCAUUUGGUGCCCAAGUUUUACAAGUCAGAAGAGAAGGGAUUCGCAAGAACAUACUGUUUGUUUACCACGCUUCAGGAACAGGGAGAAAAGGAUUUAGGCGAAGGCGAUUCGACUGUAAAACGCCACCGGGAUUUUAAUGCGAGGGUUGAAUUUCACGAGCAAAGACUUGGAAGUUUUUCUUCUGGACACGGUUCAUCUUUCUUGGACCGCAGUGACUUCUUUUCGCCUCUGAGUCGUUUGCGAUCUCGUUCGCUGACCAUCCACUCCACCGAAGUCGCGGUGCAGAAAGUUUCAGUGAAGGAGAACGAUUCUAUUAGGAUUAUUGGAGUUUUCGAGAGGCAUUUGGAGAGUUUUGACAAGUUGACUGAUGGGGACACAUUUGAACUGAUACUUUGUCCUAGUUAUAAAAUAAGGAGCGAGUGUUUAGACUGGUCGUUGCUGGGAACAUUGUACACUAAACAAGCGAACUCAAAACAUGUGCGUCACUGGCGAGCGGCUGUUCGAGCAGAUUACACCUAA